Neohortaea acidophila is the source of this 2220-nucleotide messenger RNA. RefSeq names its product eukaryotic translation initiation factor eIF2A-domain-containing protein. Gene Ontology annotation, biological process: signal transduction; translational initiation. Gene Ontology annotation, cellular component: eukaryotic translation initiation factor 3 complex. The record is from RefSeq and is a predicted model, not a curated record. The transcript is spliced from 3 exons. Bases 1 to 2220 code for a protein of 739 amino acids. Lineage: Eukaryota; Fungi; Ascomycota; Dothideomycetes; Mycosphaerellales; Teratosphaeriaceae. Gene Ontology annotation, molecular function: translation initiation factor activity; translation initiation factor binding; RNA binding.
AUGGCGCCCUCAUUUGAACAACUCGAUCCGGAGGACGACUACGAUGGCGAAGAAGAAAUCGACUUUUCAGACCUCCGCGAGCAAUAUGAAGUACGAAUGGAAGAAGGCCUCGACACCUUCAUCGUCAUCGAUGGCCUGCCCAAAGUCACCCCCUCGCAAAAGGACAAGCUCGUCAAGUUCUUGCUGCGCAAACUCACCUCCGUCGGCCGCACCAAAGAGGAGAAUGUUUUCAUGCCCAUGAACGAAGCUGGUGAGGAGAGCGAAGGCUUUGCAUUCGUCGAGUACGAAAGCCCUGCCCAAGCAGCUGCCGCCGUCAAAGCGCUCCACGGCACCGCACUCGACAAGCGCCACACCAUCGCCGUCAACAAACUCACCGAUAUCGAACGGUAUGGUCGGGAGGGCCGCAUAGAAGAGACAUACAAUCCCCCACAAAUUGCCGCCUUUGAGGAGAAGGAGCAUUUGCGCUGGUGGCUGGGCGACGCUGAGGGUCGAGAUCAAUUUGUCAUGUACCGUGGCGAUAACGUCGGUGUCUUCUGGAACGAGAGUGCUGGCGCCCCCGAGCAGGUGGUGGAUCGAAUGCACUGGACGGAAUCGUUCGUCCAGUGGAGUCCCAAGGGAACAUACCUCACCUCCAUGCACACCCAGGGUGUGCAACUAUGGGGUGGCCCGAAUUGGAGCCGACACAAACGAUUCAUGCACCCCGGCGUCAAUCUUGUCGACUUCUCUCCUGAUGAGCGCUUCAUCACUACGUGGAGCCACCGACCGAUGGAAGUCGAGGAGGGCAACCCCGUGCUCAGCCUGGAAGAAGAUGGAAAGAACUACAUUAUCUGGGAUGUCGCCACCGCCAAACCUAUCCGCUCCUUCGUCACACUCGAUCUGCCCGGCCCCACACAGGAUGAAGAGGGUAACCCAAUCAAGAAGAAGAUCCAAUGGCCCGCAUUCAAAUGGUCUUCCGACGCAAAGUACGUGGCACGCAUGACUCAAGGCCAGGGCAUCAGCGUGUACGAGCUACCCCGCAUGAACUUGAUGGACAAGCAGAGCAUCAAGAUCGAGGGGGUCAUGGACUUUGAGUGGUGUCCUGCCCCGCCCCAGCGAGACAACAUCCGGGAGUACGAGCAGCUCUUGUGCUACUGGACGCCGGAGAUGGGCUCCAACCCUGCAAAGGUCGGCCUGAUGUCCAUCCCAACUAAGAACAUUGUUCGCACGCGGAACCUCUUCAACGUCUCCGACGCCAAACUCCAUUGGCAGUCCGAGUCGGCGUUUGUUUGCGUCAAGGUCGAUCGGCACAGCAAGAGCAAGAAGACCACCGGGACGAAUCUCGAAAUCUUCCGGGUACGAGAGAAGGGUGUGCCGGUGGAGGUGGUGGACAACAUCCCCAACACCGUCAUCAACUUUGCUUGGGAACCCAAAGGCGAUCGAUUCAUCCUCAUCACCGCCGGCGAAGUCACGCAAGGCGUUGCCGUGCCGCCCAAGACUUCCGUCUCCUUCUACUGUCCCGAGAAGGUCAAGGGCAAUGCCGUGGGCAACUUCAAGCUCAUCCGAACGGUCGACAAGAAAAAUAACAACGCCAUCCACUGGUCUCCGGCCGGGCGAUUCGUCGUCGUGGCCACCGUGCUCAACCAGCAAAGCUUCGACCUCGACUUCUGGGACUUUGACUUUGAGGGCGAGAGGGAUGAGAAGGACAAGGACUUGACUGCCAACCUGCAGUUGAUGGGCACGGCAGACCACUACGGUGUCACGGACAUUGACUGGGACCCCAGCGGCAGAUUCGUCGCGACGAGCGCGAGUGUGUGGAAGCACCGAAUGGAAAACGGAUACCACCUGUACAACUUCUCCGGCACACUGCUUCGCGAGGAGCCCAUCGAGGCCUUUAAGCAAUGGUCAUGGCGCCCACGCCCGGAGCGCUUGCUUUCCAAGGAGGAGAUGAAGAAUGUGCGCAAGAACCUGCGCGAGUACAGCCGGCAGUUUGAGGAGAUUGAUCAGGCGAAGAAGUCGUCGGCCAACAAGGCUGUUGUGGAAGAGCGGCGGAGGCAGUUGGAGGAGUGGCUGGCGUGGCGCGAGAGGACGCAAGCCGAUUUGCUUGAGGAGAGGAGGGAGCUGGGGCUGCCGGACUUGAGCGAGGAGCGGGAGGCGCUGGUUGUGGAUGAGGCGGAAGGAGAGAAGGUAGUGGAAGAGAUGUUCGAGGAGAUUUUGGAGGAGCAUGAAGAGGUGGUGGAGUGA